AUGUACCCCAUGUCCAUUCGAAUUGUUCCCCAUGUCUUGUUGUUGGUGCUACUUGUUUCGUCGUCGCCACACCGUGCAGCGGCGUGGCCAACGUGGCUCGCCUCACCGUUUACUUCCGCGCUAAGAAAGGAAGGUGACGCAGCUGGCAGUUCUGCCUGGGGGAAGUUGAAUAUACCGCCGCUCACUCUCGCAUGGCACAAAUCCGACUCCCACCGCAAACUUAACGUGGCUCAGUUGUUAGCAGAAGCUGAAGCCAGGGGUCGCAUAAGUCACUGCUGGAAAAGCGCUGUCGACGCGCUAAAAAAGGGAUGCACAUCGUUGCGCACGGACGACGGGGCACGCAGUCGCUUGGCGCUGGCGAUGGCUUCGUGCGACAAUGAGGCAGACGGGGGUCGCUGUGUGUGGCCUCGAUGCUCUUCGAAUGAGGACGUGCGGGAAUGUGUUCGCGAGCUGGACGACGCACAAUAUCUUGUGUACGUGCAAUACCGCCUGCACACAGACGUACUCUGUCUGUACAUUCAAGAGGAGGCGUUUCAGGAGCGUACUGAGGCGGCUGUGCAGGCGCUCUACACUGGUGCAGUGGAGGUUUCACAGGCGCUUCAGGCUUUGCAUGACUCCAGUGGUGAGCUACAGAUGUCUGUGAGGACGGCGGCCGAGCUGCAGGCGUCUAACCUUGCCGAAACACGGCGACUGUACGAUCAACUGCAGGACCUGAACAGUGGCCAGACGGCGGCGUUCGAGUCUCUGAGGGACUCCACGCAGCAGGUAAUGCGCUCCGUUGUGGAUGCUGGAUCGAGUCUGAGAAAACUGCACGUGGCACUUGGCGAAAGCACCGCUCAGGCUGCAGCGGCUGUCGCGGACGUGGCGCGGGAGACGGCAGCGUUCCAGAGCCGAACUGAGUUACACACUGCCAGCAUGUUGCACGCAAUGGAACGUGUUGAGAGGAUCCAACAAGCGCUGGUGGAUGGAACAGCAGGUCUCGGCGAAGCGAUGCGUGUCGCUGUUCUCCUGGCGGCAUUCGUGCUGUUUACCAUCCCUGCUCGCACCACUGCUGCACGGCUCCCAUGCAUAGGAGUGGUGGGGUCUGCCUACGCGCUUCGUCCGCUCGUGCUCACGGUGGGCAGCAGUGCCUUUCUUGUCACUGUGGCGGUUGUGGCAGGAGUCACUCUCGCCAUCUUUGCGUGCACGUACCGUUCCCCUGAACAUAGGCUUCGGCUGCUUCUGAGAGGUGAAAUGCGGUGCGUUCUUGACGACACACGAGGAACCCUGUUGGAGGAUGUCCGGCAGGUAGUGGCUGAAAGCGCCACAGCUGUGAUGUUCCGCACAGGCGUCGCACGAAGUGUUCAGCAGUGCGGAACCGAAAAAUCAGCGCUGCUCGUCAUUCCUGAGGUGCCGUUUGAGGCAGCCGAGUGUGACACUCCGCCAACAGUGGCAAAACCGCGGCGGAGGACGGCCAGUCGAACACGUUCGUGUCUGCGCUAA
Trypanosoma grayi is the source of this 1482-nucleotide messenger RNA. Its product is annotated as putative glucosamine-fructose-6-phosphate aminotransferase. The transcript has a single exon. NCBI's taxonomy places the organism in Eukaryota, Euglenozoa, Kinetoplastea, Trypanosomatida, Trypanosomatidae. The record is from RefSeq and is a predicted model, not a curated record. Bases 1 to 1482 code for a protein of 493 amino acids.